AUGUCCACUCAAACCACUUCCUCAACCAAUAACAAGUGUGUUUUUAUCACUGGAAUUUCAGGAGGUCUCGGCUCCAUUCUUUGUCAAAAACUUUGCGAAAAGGGAGGAUUCAAAGUCAAGGGACUUGUUCGAGACGAAAGUGAAAAACAAAAUCUUACCAAAUUUGGUUGCACCGAUGUUUGUGUGGGAGAUUUGACCAAACUUCAAGAACAAGACUUUGUCAAUUACUUGAAAGGAUGCGACUACGUCAUUGAUGCUGCAGGUGCCACAGAUCCCAAGGACAUUCGUCGAGUCGAGUACAUUUCAGGCAAAUAUUUGGCCAAUGCUGCCAUGAAGAGUAAUGUGAAAAAAUUCAUUUGUAUGAGUGCCUUAGGUUGCGACAAGGUUGGAGGAGAAGUUGGUGGUACAGGUAGCAGCAGCAGCACACAAGAUUGGUCCAACAAGUUGAUUUGUGAUUGCGUCAAGAAUAAUAAGGAAUUUGGUAUCAAUCAGUACAAACUCGAUCAAUUCAUCAUGUGUGAAUGUCAGAAUCUUCCUUAUUGUGUGGUUCGAUGUGGAGAUUUGAAAGAUGAACCUGCAUGGAAUAAGAUUUUAAUUGGAAAGCCAACCCUGGGAGACAAGUAUAAGAAUAUUGAAUGUGUCAUUCCAAGAGAGGAUUUGAGUUGUUUAUUGUGUGAUCUCUUGUGUGAUGAUUCUAUUAAGAAUGUGUGCUUUGAGGUGGUUGGAUCCAAGGAUCAAGGAAUGCCCAUUCAAGAAGCCAUUAAGCAAUUGAAGACUGCUAUUUAA
Molecule: messenger RNA, 786 nt
Organism: Naegleria lovaniensis
Lineage: Eukaryota; Heterolobosea; Eutetramitea; Acrasida; Naegleriidae
Exons: 1
Coding region: 1-786 (261 amino acids)
Source: RefSeq, a predicted model, not a curated record